Messenger RNA from Peronospora belbahrii, 270 nucleotides. The record is from the annotation of a GenBank genome assembly. NCBI's taxonomy places the organism in Eukaryota, Oomycota, Peronosporomycetes, Peronosporales, Peronosporaceae.
AUGGAUGGCAUGGUGGUCAUCAAUUGGAAAGUUAUUGCUACAUCAAGCAAAAUGAUGUCCCGAAAGCAGGUUGCUAACGGUACGCAGCUACGGAUCACAAUACAGUACGGCACGACGCUUGGAGAGCAAGCGCUCGUGACGGAAAUGUAUGCUGCCACGUGGAGUGUCGGCGUUAUCUAUGAGUUCCUCAAGUACUUGAGAGGUAUUUCUGCAAACUCUACGGGUGUGAAUCACGCCGUUUCGAUGGUCGGAGAAGCGGAAAGAGGAUAG